Messenger RNA from Pogonomyrmex barbatus (red harvester ant), 828 nucleotides. RefSeq lists its product as uncharacterized. NCBI's taxonomy places the organism in Eukaryota, Metazoa, Arthropoda, Insecta, Hymenoptera, Formicidae. The record is from RefSeq and is a predicted model, not a curated record.
AAUCCAAUGCACGCGGGAUGUUACAUCGAAUUACCGCGAGAAAUUAUGUUAAAGCGAGCGGUGAUCAAUGUACGAUCCAAGGACAAUGCGUGUUUCGCGUGGUCGGUGAUCGCGGCUCUGCAUUCGGCUGAAAGGAAUACAAAUCGGGAAUUGUCGUAUCCGCAUUAUACGGCAGUGUUAAAUUUGCAAGACAUUACGUUUCCGAUGACGUUAGAUCAAAUAAAGAAGUUUGAACGAAUCAAUGACAUCUCAAUCAACGUUUAUGACUUCGAGGAAAAGAUUCUCCCGAUACGGCUGACAUCAAGGAAGAUGGAGAAGCACGCAAAUCUAUUGUACGUGCAGGAUCCGCGCGACGACAACGCGGGGAACUUCGCGUACAUUAAAGAUUUGUCCCGUCUUGUGAGCUCGCAACUGAGUAAAAAAGAACACAAAAAAUACUUUUGCGACCGAUGCCUACAUUACUUCAGUUCGUCUGAAAGAUUGCAGUCACAUACAACGGACUGCGAAAAGAUGAACGAUUGCGAUGAACGAUGUAUCCGACUGCCGAGCGAGGACGACAAGUGGCUCGAAUUCAAGAACCACACGAAUAAGGAACGACUUCCAUUCAUCGUUUACGUGGACUUGGAGUGCGUAUUACGGCGAACGGAAUCGGCAGAGAGGGAAGACGCAUCGUACAUCUACCAGCAGCACGAGGUAUUUAGCAUCGGAUACUACGUGCGAUACUCGUACGACGACGCGUUAUCGAUAUAUCGAUUUCGUCGCGGCGAAGACUGCGUUAUACCACCGAAAGAUCAGAUUCACGAAAUUACGUACGCUUGCGGUUCAUAG